AUGACAGCAGAGGAGUUUACCGUAAACAGGGACCCAAGACAAUUGCUGAUGGCUGAUUUGGAACCGUUCCCUUCGUACCACGGCAGUGGAGAGCUGGACAAAGAAGACCGUGUGGAUGGUGGCAGUGCGAGUAGUACUGGGACCAGUAGCGGGAGUGACUCUGCGUUAGCACUAGCAGCUGGCGCUAGUGCUAACACCAGUGCAGGGUCUGCCGGCGGUAGGUCCCGCGCGUCCUCCCUCAGCACGUCGGACCCGAAUGAGCCCGUGCAGGAUCACCGGCGUAGAAGGUCUUCCUCACUCAUCUCGCACGUCGAGCAGGAAACUUUGGAAGAUGAAAACGAUCAACAUGUGUUCCCAAACCUUAACGCCUCGUGGGUCUCUCAACGUGGUGCGUGGAUCAUCCACCUCGUGGUGAUCGUGCUUUUGAAACUGUUCUAUAACCUGCUACCGGGGCUCAACGGAAGAAAGAUGUCCUGGACUCUCACUAAUAUGACUUACAACAUAGGCAUGUACGUCAUGUUCCAUCUGAUAAAGGGCACUCCGUUCGACUUCAACGGCGGUGCGUACGAUAACCUCACCAUGUGGGAACAGAUAGACAACGAGACUUUGUACUCCCCCUCUAGAAAGUUCAUCAUCUGUGUCCCCAUCGCUUUGUUCAUCUUGGCAACACAUUACUCGCAAUUCAGCUUCAAGUUGUUCAUCUUUAACUUCGUCGUCACUUUCUGCGUCGGGAUACUACCAAAACUACCUGUCACCCACAGACUGCGCGUAUACAUCCCUUUUGUCAACCAACCGCAACAGAUCAGCUGA
This is a messenger RNA of Huiozyma naganishii CBS 8797, 810 nucleotides long. RefSeq lists its product as uncharacterized. Gene Ontology annotation, biological process: negative regulation of ceramide biosynthetic process; ceramide metabolic process; intracellular sphingolipid homeostasis. Gene Ontology annotation, cellular component: endoplasmic reticulum membrane. Lineage: Eukaryota; Fungi; Ascomycota; Saccharomycetes; Saccharomycetales; Saccharomycetaceae. The record is from RefSeq and is a predicted model, not a curated record. The transcript has a single exon. The coding region runs from base 1 to 810 and encodes 269 amino acids.